AUGUCUACGCUGAGGGCUGUCGUUUUCUCUACAGAUAAUCCUCAGUCCUUGAAACAAAUUGUUGUCGGCUCAGAUUUUACAGGUGAGCAGUUUAUGCAAAUAGCUUGUAUUCAACUUGGAAUACCGUUCAAUAUGAAUUCACAAUUGCACGCUACGAUGCAAGACGGCACAACAAUUAUCGUUAAUUUAGAACAAACAUUAGAAUCUCAAGGUAUUUUGAAUGGAUCGUCUUUUUGCAUUGGCGAUAAUUACGGCCAACUACCUCUUCCUCCCCUUCAUACAUCAGAAUUCCCGCAAAUACAGCAAGACGAGUUUGAGGAACAGUAUCAGCAGUUUAUGAUACCGCCAUCAAGUCUUAAGGAGGAUCAAGUUCGAGAAAUUCAAAUUAAUCCGAUAGAUUUAACAGUUCUCGAUUUCCCAGAAAAUGAAAUUGAACCACCCAGCAGUCAGUUCCCUGCACCACCAUCAUAUUUCCCAGCAGAAGAACAGAGCGUAUUCGUUCCUCCUAUCGAUUUAACAGUUCCUGAAUUUCCAUCUGACUCUGAAAACUCAAUAGACAGUUCAGAAGGAAGUGAAGAAAGUGAUAUUGUUAUCAAAAAUAAUAAAUUUGAGACUGCUGAAUUUGAUACUUCUUGUGGCAUCAGCUUUUCAUUGGGAACGAAAGAAAAUGCGACACAAAUGUAUACUUUUUACGAAUUUCAAGAUAACCACGAAAAGCCAAUUUAUUAUGAUAAUAAAUUCAAGCUUAAACAAGUAAUUCAAGUCGCUCGUCAAGUCUUACAACUCAGAAAUAACGAUUACGUGGCAUUAUUGUGCUUUAGCGAUAAUGAAAAACGUUGGUUUGAAGAAGAUCUCUGUGUUGAAGAACAUUCAUGCUAUGAUGGCAUGGCCAUUAGAAUCUUCAGAAAGGAAUUAGUCAUUUCUAUCAAUUCAAUUCACUUCGAAACUUUCAAAUUCAAAUUUAAUAUUACAGACACUGUUGGAGAGCUUGUCAAGCAGAUUGCACAAGAGAAAGGCAUAAAUAACUAUGCCGGAUAUACUUUAAUGACAAGAGAAACUACAAUUAAAGGAUCCAAAAUGAAAACUAGAGAAAUUCCAUUAGAUCUCGAAAAAGACUUACCGCAUCAGAUUACAGAUAUGAAAGAACUGAAGUUUGGUCGAUGCUACUUCGUUUUCUCCCACAAAGAUUUGCAAUCUAUGGAUUCUGCAAUGUUGGCAUAUAAAGAUGCAGCUAUUGAGAUGAAAAAUGGAUCAACGAAACUAUUAUCUAAGGAAGAUGCCGUACGAUUGGCCGCUCUUUCGAUUAUUAUCGAAAAUGAUAAAAAUAAUUUCGACAUUAACUCGAUUCCGGACGAAGUUGGCCAAUAUCUUCCAAGUCACUACCCAGAUCACAAGACGCUAGGCUCAGAAGUUCGAAAAUUUUUGGAACAAAAUGGAGUUCCUGACAAAAUCAACGCUGUAAGGCUGUAUUUGAAGCAUGUAAGACUUGUUCCUGACUUUAACAUGCAGAAAUUCAAGUAUACUAAUGAUACAUCGUUGAAUUCUGAAAUGCAAGCCUUAAUUAACCCAUUAUGCGUUACAAUUGUUAACCAAGAAGGUGACAUUAGCUGUAGAAUACCUUAUAAUGAUAUUAUAGAGCUUGAAUGUGAAGAUCAAGUUUUAUCAAUUUUAUAUCAAGUUUCAAAUGACAAUAAUUUCUCAGCUGUCACCAUAAGAACCAAGAAGUGUCUUCUAAUCUACAGAACAAUCAUCACUUACCAAAGAAUUAUCAGAAAUCUGUUAAUGGAGCGCGCACAACUCAGAUUAGAAGGUAAAUGGUCAGGUCCUGUGUCUCCAAAUGACAUCAUCCAUGUCAAUGCUUACAAUGAUUUCACAGAUAAGAAUCCAUCUUUAUUUGAGAUCGAUAGGAACUUCACGGGACAAAUGCUACUCCAAAUAUUAACAAAGAACAUGAAUAUAUCACUUGAAGAUCCAUCAAACAAAGAUUUGGCCAUACUUGUCAAAUUAAGAAAUAUUUACAAGUGGGCGGAACCAAUGAAUACGUUAAGUCAGAUCGGAAUGUACGAUAACAUCGAUGUUUACAUCGUACAUGUUGAAAGAAACAUGAAAAUCUACUUACCGAAUGGAACAGAUAUCGAAUUAAAAAUAAAUGCACAAAGUAAAUCAGAAAAAGUGAUUUCUGAUAUAUUUACAGCACUUAAACAACCAUAUGUAUAUGGAUAUUCAUUGUAUUACAUUAAUGAAAACAAUGAAUUAGUUCCAUCAUCAAGUGAAUCAACAGUUCCUGAGCAAUCAUUAAGAACAGAUAGUUUAUAUCUCAAAAGAAGAUUCUUUACAUUAACAAGAGAUGAUUUGAAGAAUGAUUUAUUGACAACAUCCGCUUUCUUUGAUUCAAGAGAAUAUAUUUUAACAAAAGAAGUUUCAAUAACUGACCAAGUAGCCGUAGAACUUGCUAUUCUUGAUUAUAUAACAGAACAUGAAGAUUUACAAUCAUAUCAGAACUUCAAAGACACUGAUUUCCAAUGGGAAAAGAUGUUUCCUAAAUCAAUAUCUAUAAAGAAAUCAUUGAAAAAGGCAUUUUUAGAAGCAUUUGCAAAUCAUGAAAUAAUUGAUAAAAAACAUGCCAUGAAAAAGUAUUUGACAAUUGUAAGAGAACUCCCAUAUUUCGGUGGUGAAUCAUAUCAAAUAACAAUGAGAGAUUCUGAUUACCAUCGAAAGAAAUUACCAAAAACAUUCCAAGAUGCAAUUAUAAAAAUUUGUCCAUUGAAUAUUUUCUUGUUGGAAACAAAUGGAAAAGUAAUACAUAAAUUAUUCUGGAGACAAGUAAUUUCAUAUGAAGCAUCGAAGAAAUCAAUGAGAUUGACAUUUAGAAAUGCAAAAGGUGAUGAAAUAAUCAAUGUAGAUAUCAGAAGUAAAUCGAUGCAGGAUAUUUUAAUGAUGAUCAAAGGUUCAUGGACAAUUUUCGUAACAAUUAUGCAGCUCCAUAGAAAAGAAGAUGAAGCGAAACAAGAAGAAAGAAAUAAAAGACAUAACGGUGGAUUUACAGAUAACGGAAAAGUCCAUGGUCCACAAGUUGAUUUAUAUGUAAUUACUGAUUUAGUUACACGAAAGAAAACUAAAUUAGUUUGGUUAGAUAUCGACAUGACACAACAAGAAGUUCUUAAUUUCAUGAGAAAAUUAUAUAACACGAAUCCAAAAGAUAAAUAUGGAUUAAUGAUUGAAAAUUCUGAAUCAUAUACAUGGUUGUUAUCUGAUAUGAAAAUCAAAGAUGUUGAUGUCAAAGUUCUUUCUAAUCUUUUCUAUUUGAAUAUCCGACCAAAACUGAAAAUUCAAGAUGAUAAUGGUCAAACAAAAGAAGUUGUUUUGAGAUUGGAAGUUCCUUUGGUUGAAUCGAUUAAAGAAGUUUGUGACGAAUUCGGCAUCAAACAAUCAAUCGGAUACACAUUGUUCGCACCUGAAAAGACAAAGAACAAUGAGUUAUUCCCAUUGGAAUUGAAUUCGACAUUGCCAGAACAAAUUUCUUCUUUCGAAGGUUUAGUUUUAAGAAGAAGAUUCUUCGUUAUAACUAAACUUGAUUUCGAAUCUCAAGAAGCAUUCAAUCAGAUCUACAAUGAUAUUAGAAGAAUGGUUAAUUCUGGUGUCAUGGAUAUUUCUCUUGAAAUGGCAAAUGAAUUGGCUUUUUACCAGAUGUCCGUUGAUAUGAAUCCAUUGACAGAAAAAGCAAUUCCUGAAAAUUGUUCGAAUUAUUUACCAAAGAACAUCAAACAAAACAGGAAUAUGAAGCUCGAAAUCAAGAAAUACAUGAAGUUAUAUCCAAAACUAACAGUUGAAGAAGCACAAAGACAAUUCAUUGAACACGCAAGAUCAAUACAAUCAUUUGCUUGCGAAAGAUAUUCAGGAUAUUACUUCUCAAAUGUAAAAGGAAACAGAAGAAUGCAUGAAAUAAGUGUUGUCAUCACUCCUUAUAGAUUUUAUGUCACUGAGAAACAAACAAAUACUCUUUUGAUCAAUAUACAACACGAAUUCAUUUACAAGAUUGAAGAAUUGGAAGGAAGAUUGUGUAUUUCUUAUACAGGAUUAGAUAAACAAAACUUUGUAUUGGACAUGGAAUCAACAGCAUCAAGACAAAUUAAGAAUGUAAUUGAUACUUAUUACAGCAUUAAAUGUCAAUUACUCAAACUCAGAAUCACUGAUGAUUUCAAGCCAGAAGAAAUCUCAAGUGGUGAACACCUUUUGAUUUUUGCACACAUUGGAGUAGAUAAUGAUAAACACAGAUCAAUUGCUUUCGAUCAGAGAUGUAAUGGUCAACAAUUGGUCCAAAGACUCAGAAAAUUAUUGAAUUUGAAUGAAAAGUCAUCUUUGUAA
Trichomonas vaginalis G3 is the source of this 4365-nucleotide messenger RNA. RefSeq names its product tyrosine-protein phosphatase family. Gene Ontology annotation, cellular component: cytoskeleton. Gene Ontology annotation, molecular function: protein tyrosine phosphatase activity. The transcript has a single exon. Bases 1 to 4365 code for a protein of 1454 amino acids. The record is from RefSeq and is a predicted model, not a curated record. Lineage: Eukaryota; Parabasalia; Trichomonadida; Trichomonadidae.